AUGACAGACAUGCCGGAGAUCAAGAUGGAGACACCUAGCACUGGCUCUAAAGAGGUGCUGCAGACUGUCGACUAUCCAUACGCCUGUCUAGCAGGUGUGGGAUAUGAUAUAAGACAGAUAAUAUACUCACAUACUCUUCUCGUCCUACGACCUAUAACUUUAUCGACUUCAAAUUUACCUACUGAACAAACAACACCACCGGCUUCUUCAAGUUCGACAUUUUCGUCGACCUCGGAUAAUCAUCAAAUUGCAUACAGCAGUUGCUUCGUCCUCGACUUCAAGAACAUCAAUUGCUCUCUUUUUACACUCAAUAGAGAGAUUUCUAAGGAAAGCCUCGAAUACUUCUAUACGAAGAACUCCUUCGAACACUUCCAACGCCAGCCCAUUGAGGACUACCUGAGACAUCUUUAUAGCGGAUUGCCGAUACGUAUUUUACGGCCAGCGAGUCUUGAAACACUCCGCAUUAAUUUAGAUGGCCUGCUCUCUGACCAGCACCAUACCAAAGAAGACGAUAUCGUUGGUAUAGUCCGAACUUCUGAUUUAAGCAGAUUCUUCAAUAUGAUGGAUGGAUCUGAUGUAUGUGGGCGACCACAAGAUAUGAAAUCUCCCCCAACAUUUGCACCUCGUCUUAAUGCUAGGAUACGUUCUAUUGUCAAUCUAAGGCUACGAAUAGUUAAGGACGUUGUUGACAUGACGAAGACCCGUGGAAAUAAGGACAGCUAUGUAUUGCUUGGGGAUUUGCCUACGACAAGCUCACCAGAUGAUCUGGACUUGAAUGAAUUGGUCGGGACUCAGCAACCGACGAGUAUUGACCAUCUUCAUAUAAACUGGGAAUAUCUUACAGCAACUGACUUCAUCGCAUUGGCUACAAGGCUGACAGUGUGUGAGGACACGGCUGGAUGGACGCGGGCAUAUAAGUAUUUAGUAUUUGCUUCCGACACCGACCUAUAUGGCAUUCACGAUCGCAUGGAAUGUCAGACUCUCAGGUAUCAUUAUGAAUGGAAUAAGGAUUAUACUCCUGUGGUUGAUCUGUUGGACAAGGUCAGUUCAAUAACUUGGAAACUUGGGCUGCAACAGGAAUCUCUGAUCACAGCUCACGGCGCAUUGACACUGACUGUCAAAAAAGGGACAAUGGGAAUGAUGCCUUUAGAUAUGAUAGAAAGACUAGUCAUCCGACUCGUUGAGAAUUUAGCGGAAGAACCGUGGGGCCCGGUUACGAUGGACGUAUUCUUCAUUGUCAACCGACAUCAUCGCAACAGUGCGACUUUAAAGAAUGCCGCUCAAAUAAUCAAGGCUCGUCGUCUCGAGUAUGAAAAGCCAGACCCAAACCGGGAGAAAAUCGAGGAACAGACUUUGAAACUUGCAAAACUCCACAUUUCGAAGGGGCUGCUCUUGGAUGGUAUCGCCGAGCUUGAAUCUGCUCUUUCCCAAUAUCCCGACAGUGUGGUACUUCGUAAUGCACUGACGUUGAUAAAAGAAGAAAAUAGAGAAUGGAGAUGA
Molecule: messenger RNA, 1500 nt
Organism: Glarea lozoyensis ATCC 20868
Lineage: Eukaryota; Fungi; Ascomycota; Leotiomycetes; Helotiales; Helotiaceae
Exons: 1
Coding region: 1-1500 (499 amino acids)
Source: RefSeq, a predicted model, not a curated record